Messenger RNA from Andrographis paniculata, 2939 nucleotides. Its product is annotated as protein WHAT'S THIS FACTOR 9, mitochondrial. Lineage: Eukaryota; Viridiplantae; Streptophyta; Magnoliopsida; Lamiales; Acanthaceae. The coding region runs from base 403 to 1611 and encodes 402 amino acids. The transcript has 5 exons. Gene Ontology annotation, molecular function: RNA binding. The record is from RefSeq and is a predicted model, not a curated record.
AGUCCACCACAGCCCGCCGUCUUUUGUCUUCGUCUUCUCCGGCAGUUCCUUCAACUUCCGUUUCACCGGCACCCCCCAGCAUCUUCACCAUAGCCUCUCCUUCUUCCUCUUCUCCGGCCCUGUUGUCAUCUUCGCCUUCGCCUCCCUUUUCUCAUUUUUUCCUUCAUCUUUAAUUGUUUUACGGUUUGCCGGGCGCCGCGUCUUCUUCACCUGCGUUUUACUCAUUACUGUCCGCGCAGCAGUCCCCAUUGCGCCAAAUUCGUCGUCUCCGGCAGCUCUUCGUUGCCUUUAAAUUCAUCUACUGCUGAUGGCCUCAACCGGCAUACCCAAAAUCUGAAAGGAUUUUGCGAAGGAAGCAUAUAAAAUGGAAGGUAAAAGGCAAUGAACUGGAAGUUAUGAGAAAUGAUUCCUCUCUUCCAUCUUCGCAACACUACAAAUCGCCACUACUUUCUCUAUAACAAGCGCUUCUUUAUAAAUGCGAGAAUCAAAUGGGUCCGUGAUCCCUACCUUGACAAAGCAGUAGAGAGGGAGAAAAACCUUAAGCCUUUAAUCUCUCUCAAAAACCUUAUCCUUUCACACCCUUCUCAAACUCUACCACUGUCUACUGCAUCACCCUUAAAGCCGAACCUUCAUCUACCAACCACUGUUGAGAAAUUUAUUCAAAAUUAUCCGUUGAUUUUCAAAACAUUUCUCCCCCCUAAUAAGUCCAAUUCCCUUCCUCAUAUAAAACUCACCCAUAAAGCCCUGGCUAUUCAUCACAACGAAAAUUUGAUUCUAAAUUUUUCUCAUUACCGAAAAGAUGUUGCUGAGAGGCUGGCUAAGCUUUUGAUGCUUUCACGAGUUGGAAAGCUUCCUCUGUUUAUAAUAGAAAUGUUUAAGUAUGAUUUGGGGUUGCCUCAUGAUUACAUAUUGACAUUGUUGCUGGAAUUCCCAGACUAUUUUCAGAUUUGUGAUAUGGGCUUCCGGGAUUCUAAUGGUGAUCUUGUUUUUGGUUUGGAAUUAGUUUCUUGGAGAGAUUAUCUUGCAGUAUCGGAAAUGGAGAAGACGGUUAUUGGGGAAGGGAAAAGUGGAAGAGGCAUAAAGUAUUUGAUGAAUUUACCAAGAGGAUUUGAUUUGGAAAAAAGGGUGUCAACAUGGGUGAAUGAGUGGCAGAAUUUGCCUUACAUUUCUCCAUAUGAAAAUGCAUUCCAUUUGACAUCAAAUGGAGAUCACGCAGAGAAAUGGACGGUAGGGUUGAUUCAUGAAGUGCUGAGCUUGCUAGUGUCGAAGAAAACAGAGAGGGAUAAUUUGUUUUGCUUGGGAGAAUUUUUGGGAUUUCAGCAGACAAGGGUUAAAAAGGCGUUGGUGCAUUUUCCAGGGAUAUUUUAUGUGUCAAAUAAGAUAAGAACUCAGACUGUUGUUUUGAGGGAGGCAUAUAGAAAAAAUCAACUGCUUGAGAUGCAUCCUUUGAUGGCUAUGAGAAAUAGGUACAUCAGUUUAAUGAAUUUGGUAUUAAGAAAGGGCAGGCCAUUUAGAGCUGGGAUGACUGCUCACAGAAAGAAAUCAGCCCCUUCAAGAAUCAGAAGAAAAUUUGAUGGCAACACAGUAACAAGAAGCGAUGAGGAUGAUUAGAAGUAUAGAUGAUGGAUUCUUGACUAGUUGCUGUGAGGACAACAUGAUGAAUGGGUGUCUUUGUUAUUAAUACAUGUUCUCACAACUUGGAGCAUGCACGCAUGAAUAUGGUGUUGUUGCAUGCUGCAUUUGGUUAUGCAGGAGUAUUUGAUAGUCUACUUUUGGCUGCCAGACCAUUGAUCAUCAGUGAAAGAGGAGAAAUCAGACUUUCAAGAGCUUUAGACCAUAAAAAUUAAAAGAUGUCCUAUUGUGUACUAUGUGUGGCAAGUUAAACUAUACAAGAAUUAAGUUCUUUGGUUAACAAUAUAUCAUAUACAUGUAGAAUUGUUUCUUUAGAUUGAUUGGAACAUGGCCUUUCAAAAAUCUCAAUGACCCAAUCCCACUGUUGUUGGGCAUCAGACAACAAAUAUUGAAUGCCAUUGGUAUUCACUGGGCCAACAGGCUGUACAAGUGUGUUCAUAGUUUCCUGUACCAUGCUGUUUGUAUAGGAGCGCUCAUGGAAUUUUGUAAUUAAUGUCGUUCAUACAGCAAGAUGGGCAGGAAGAGCAAUGCUGAUCUUGAAGUAGUUUUUGGUUCAGAAGGACACUCAGCAUUGUUAAGCGCCAUGUGUAGCCAAGACAGUGAAGAAGAUUUCUUUAUCCUUAAUUGGACCAAAGAUCAUCAUCAACAAAGAUCUCUAGAAAGACAAGACAGCUUGGACCAUUGAAAUUGCUGUGAGCUUAGACCCUUGUUCGUUGCAAAGUAGCAAGCUCUUAGAUUCACCCAUGGUGUGUUGAAUACAGAUAACAUGAGUGCACUGGAACCUGAUUUGGGUCCUUAGAGCUUCUUGGAUGCUUUUGAUCCCAGUUAUACCCCAAAUGCUGCUGAUCUUCCUUGUAGAUGGUGCUGCUUUGCAUACCAACCUCACAUAGGCUCGUGGAACGGUGCUCAGUUUGUCACUAGAAGGAAGCAGAUUUUUUGUAGAGAGAUGCAUGAAGUCUGCAAGCAAAUCCAGGCGAUUGUGAGUUUAUGUAAGAGUCCGUUGUGGUACUUCUCGUAUGUUGCCACAAGAUUCAAGGAGCAACACGGCGUCCCCUUACAGGUAACACACUUUUUCGAUGAUCUAAUAAGUUCGUGGCCUGAUUUACAAAAGGGGUCUGGAUGGAUUGCCUGAUAUCGAAUGUUUAUUUGAUUGUACAAAAGGGGUCUGGAUGGAUUGCCUGAUAUGGAAUGUUUAUUUGAUUGUGCGGGGAUAUUUGAUUUGUGAACUGAGUUGUUUGAUGAAAUGCCUGACCUGAACUCUACGGAUAUCUAAAGCAUUGUCGGAAAGAAGUAGAUUUUUUAUUUCA